This is a messenger RNA of Plutella xylostella (diamondback moth), 7450 nucleotides long. The record is from RefSeq and is a predicted model, not a curated record. NCBI's taxonomy places the organism in Eukaryota, Metazoa, Arthropoda, Insecta, Lepidoptera, Plutellidae.
GCGCCGUUUGGCGGGAAAUUGAGGAAAACGCGCACACUCCAUCCACCCGGCUCACUGUUGAUACCGAGCGCGGCCGCGCGCCCGUCUAAUCGAUACAACCCCGGCGAACCUCCUCCUAAAAACAACAUUCCCAACCUUAAUAAACACUCCAACAAUAUGCUGUGUAAUUAAAACCAUCGAGCGAUUUUUAAAACCCAGCUGAACAAGUGGAAUGUGAGAUGAAAGGUCAAACGGUAGCGGAGCAGUUUUCACAGGGAGAUUACCUCCACAUACAAAAUUACAUCGAGUAACAGUGUCGUUAUCAGCGUAAAUAAAACUCCUAAUAAAGAUGACAAGUAAAGUGAAAUUAUUGCGAAUGGAAGCGUGAAACGUUGGAUUAAAGAUGGCGGUGUGUUUGUGAACGGGUUUUCAAAAUGGCGUCGUAUUGAGUUGAACAAAAUGGCGGCGGCCGUGCCCGCGGCGUCGUGUGUCAACUUGGAGCAGCAUGGGUGCUCCACCAACGUGUUCAGCACGGAACAUGGCUGCAGCACCAAGAUGUUCGACUGCAUCGCGCAUCUGUGGGAAUGGUUUGACCCGCAAGAGCCCCAAUCACAAUUCUACAUGGAGAACAAGAAGGCAGCGCCGGCGACGCAGCAGCCGAUGACUCAGCAACACCUGAUGGCCCACCACGUGCACCCCGGGGAGCAGAUCUACUCCCACCAGCACCCACAGCUGGCACACAUCACUUCGCCCCAGCCAGGACAGAUCCCACCGAAUGGCGUCAUGCAUCAACUACUCCAAAGCCAGUAUCAUUCAAAUGUCGACGCUCGAUCUCCACUUCUAGAAAAUAGACAAGAACAAGUAUACGGCUCUGGCCACAAUCAUGAUUACAACCGGCACUACGGAGCAAACGAAAAUUAUAAUUACCCACAGUCACCGCCCAGACACGAUAGACAGGACCUCCACACAGAUCACAAUGUUAAUCAUGAACUAUUGCAAAAUAUGCCCAAAGGAUACAAUGCGGAAGUGUACCAGGAUUAUUUGAAACGUAACCCACCGAAAGAUACCAAUCAAAUAUACCAAAACCAUCAACCGAUGCAUAAACCUAACGCUAACCAAUACGGCUCUAAGCCCUACCUACCGUACUCUAAUAGAAUAGGACCACAAAGUAACACUGAGCUCUUACGGCGACAGUACAAUGAAAUUCAGCAAAUGAAACUUCAACAGCAGAUGCUGUAUCAAAAUCAAGCUCAAAUGCACCAACAGCAGAAAUUCGCCGAGAGACAGAUAUUACUACAACAAAUACACGGGGUCCAACCGCCGCCGAAUUUACAAAACAGCAUAUACUCUGAUGGAUCGUACCGAGAUUUAGAUCGUUAUAGUAGUAAAAACGACUUCAAGGACUACAGUCCCGCCGAUAUACAGAAAGAGGCUGAUAGAUACGCUAAGAACAAUGAAUUUAAAGAGGUUGAGAAGUACAGUAGGCAAAACCAACAGGAGCCUCAGUGGCAGUCGAACCAGCAGCCCGACUACAGAGAAACAGAGCGCUACAGGAGACAGUCUGAGAGUGACAAAGGGAAAAGCCAAUCGCCUCCUUCCGAUUUUUCGAGUCAACAGAUGAACAAUGUUGGCGUGAUAUCGCCCAUGAAGUCGAGUGAGUCCAGCAGUCCUAGUGUAAAGUCACCUUCGUCUGAGAGUCGCAGAAGCAGCGGAGGGAACCAGGCACUGAGGUCUCCAGUGGCUCACAGGAUACCUUCAGCGCCUGUCACCAUGUCUGGCAUCUUAUACAAACAGGGCUCUGACGGACUGAAGGUUUGGCGAAAGAGGUGGUUCGUUUUAUCGGAGUACUGCUUGUUCUAUUACAAAAGUCAAGGAGAGGAGAAGCUUCUUGGGUCAGUCUUGCUCCCCUCGUACCGUGUAUCAGCCUGUACGAUGGAGGACAAAGUGCUCCGGAAGUUUGCCUUCAAGUUGGAGCACGCGAACAUGAGAACCUACAUCCUGGCGGCUCCGGACCAGGAGUCGAUGCUGAAGUGGGUCAAGGCGAUGACGAUGGCGGCUCUAAUGCAGAACCCCGAAGAGCAAACUCAAAAACAAAACGACAGGGCAGCUGCAAAAAUGGAGGAUGACGAUGAAGUACCUGGGCCUACAUACGCGAAUGCCCCACCUAAACCACGGCGGUCAAAUGAAGGAUACAAUUCACCAAGUCCUGAUAUGUACGAUCCUAACUACGACCUACUCAAAAAGCCAGCAUCACACUACAGCCAGGGCACUACUCACACACGGCAAGACAACUCAACAUAUCAGACAAGACAAGACGUCGAGAGCAUGUACUCUCGAAACCAACCACCGCCGCAACCGCCGCAACAACAUCCUCCACAGCAGUAUCAAACCAAACGACCAUACGACACUCACAACCUAUCAUUGCCCCUAACCAACACAGUCACAGAACGACUAGAGAACAACCAACCCGGCACAUCAGCUAUGUACAGAAGUAACCCUCAGUCACCUUACUUUGAUAAUAGGAGCCGAAGCCAAUCGCAACAAAGACCGGAAAACCCCCAGGAACAAACAUACGACCGACAAGCACGCACGGCCAAUCCAUUUUUACAAGACACUACUCCACAAGAGACGGCCAAUGAAAACGAUAUUCAGAUGCGAAAUUACAUGGCUGCUCUGGAAGCUGAAAGAAAAUCGGUUCAAAACGAAAUGGCAAAUGAUUCGCAAAUGAAUUCCGGAAAUGCGAUGUAUAAUAGGGAAAUCUAUGGCGAUGUCAACGCUCGGCCUAAUAAAACUGGGAAUCCUUCUUUGAACGAAAGGUUGUUGAUUGAAAGGCGUACACCAGAUGCCUACGGGAGAUCUACUGCAAUGUCGUCGUAUAACAGAAGUAAAGUUGGCGAUUAUGAGGAUGUUUACGCUUAUGGAACGGAAAACGAAUAUGGAAGAGCAUAUUCCAAACCAACCAGUCCUCCGCAAUCGCAAGCCAGAGACGGUCAACAACAAGAACCUGCUAAUAUUAAUGUAUAUACGCAGGAGAAAACAUUCAGCGGGCCUUCUGUUCUGAGAAGAAAAAAGAUGCAAUCAAGUGGGAUAACUCCCCCAGUCCCGCGUCCGCACAGCGCUGACUUUCUGGAGUAUGAAUCUAAGAACGAUAUGCUGAACAAAACAAUGCCAUCGCGGUCUAUGAACGAUCCUCCGAAGCAACCGCAGAGACCUAAAUCCAGCCUUGAUAUUAACUCGUUCUAUGAUCCUAGUUCGGACCGGUAUUAUUCCGAAGAAAGUUAUGCGGAAAAAAUGCGUCAAUCAGCCUUGUAUCUUCAGCAACAGCAAGGACGAAGCACUACAAAUAUUCCAGCAGCCAACAGUGCUCUGAGCCCUCUUUCUAGCUACGCCAGUGGUCUUGCUAAGAAACAACUACACUCUCCGUACUCCCCAAACGUGAAUAAUAACUACGAAACAGAAUUCAUUACUAGAACCAAUCGGGACAACAUAAGCUACACAUCCAAGUACAGUGAUCUUGAAGGGAUGAUAAAUUCUAACUGGACAUUGAAAGAGAAGGAGAUGAGUCAAAAGGACUUUAUUAAUAGAAGUGGCAGUGUAAUGAGUGAUGGUUCCAAUAUGAGCGUGUAUGCUAAGGAAGCUGCUCGGUAUGAUCCAUCGGCUGAAGGGUUCAUGAGAUCAGCCAGCGCUCGGUUGCCAUCGACAAAUGGCGAGAAGGAUGGGGAAAAGAAAGUGCAACAGCGUGAGGAGUCAAUGAAACGGCUAUUAGAAUGGAAACAGAGGAUGUUACAAUCACCGCUGACAAGGAAAAGCACUCCAGCUACCAUAUCUUUAGCCAGAUCUUUGAAUCAGAGUCGACAGUCUUUGCGGGCUGACCAGUUCAAGCCGAAAACAUACCAAAAUGCUUCCUACAAUAGCUACUCUUCUGAUGAUGAAGAGGAAACGGCGGGCACUGAACUGCAAAAACCGAAAGAAAUGCAGGCAGGAAGGUCCCUAAGAGAAAAUCUAACAAGUCCUAACCCAAUGCGACCUGUUUCCCCGCACGCGCCCUCCGACCAAAAUAAACAACAAGUAGCAUGUGACACAGUCGACGAUUCUAAUACUAGCAAAAAUAAAGUGAUAGAUCCUUCAAUGAACACUUAUGAAAAUAUGUGUAUUAUCCCCACUGUAAAUAAAGAAGAAAAAAAUGAAGAAGAAACCUUAGUUGAAAAUGAUUACGAAAACCCUUACUCGAAUAUAGAUGAUUUUGAAGGUGAUAAAGUUAAAAAUAAUGAUGUUGAUGAAGAUGGCUACGAAACAAAUGACAGUGAAGCUGAGUCUGAAACUCAAAUGGAGUAUACUGAUAAUGAUUUAGAUGAAGUGCUUCUUGAAACUGAAAAACAAACUAAAUUAUCAAAUAAAGAAUCUGAGACAUGUAAAAAGGAAAGUGAUGUUGUUGAAACACCUAAAAUAGCUGAAGAAACUGAACCAUCUACUCCUCCGGUAAAUUCGGCUGAAGAUCAUUAUUUGCCUAUGAGCCCUAGAAAAAAAUCUACAGUAGAACCAGCUCACAAAACUAUUUUAGAGAACUUAAGUGUGUUUGAUCAUUCAAUGUCUCAUGGUUUUGAAGAUAAUCCUUACGUCUUAAUGAAUGUCGGUAUGGAUGAAGAUGAUUUGCAGACUUACGAAACGGUCUGUGUUAACAACGGAAAAGUAGAACCAGUUUAUAUGGAGUUAACUAAUGAUUCAGCUACAAACGCAAGCACUGAAAUUAGUCCCGUUUCGACGAUAAAAUCAGUAUCUGAGGCUGUAGCUAACUUUGCGGAUACUAAAUCUCAUACUUUGAAAAGAAAGGGCGACAAAACGACUAAAGAGUCCUCAUCCCCUACGGUGUUUAAAUCUGAUCAACACAUUCAUAGAUUAAAUUCUAGGUCUGACUGCUCCGACGCUGAUGAUGAGGGAUCAAAAGAAAUAUCUCUAGAUACACCAUUUAAUAGAAUGAGUAUUUCUGACACGUUUAGACCAGCCUCAUACUAUCUGGGUGGGAGCAGAAAUCUCCUAGAUAUUCCAGAUAGCUCCGAUAGUGAAAUAUUUUCUCCACCUGCUCCCAGUCCACCCCUGUGUGAAGAACUUUCAGAUGAAGCCCUAUCAAAAUACGUUCUCGACAAAUUAGACCAAUCCAAUAUGUCACAGGAUAAUUCCAUAUUAAAAAUGUUAACAAGCGAAAACCAAAAAAUGAAUACGGUGAAAAGAAAAACAACAUCUCUUAUGAUUUACGGGAGCAAAACAUCCAUCCACGAUACUUUGUCUCGUGGCGAAAAAAUACGCAAUAGUAGAGCAAGCCUUAAUGAGAAAAAUAAGGCAAGCGAAGCGUCAACAUCAAAUCUACUGUGCAAUUCUAUUCUUGAACAUUACAAUUCUAGUCGUAGUAUUGAGACUGAUUCUCUUAGAAGUUAUAAUGCUGAUAGGGGCUCCUCGAGGCUAUCCUUGGAAUCAGAUAUCAGCAGCAAGUUUGAUAUGCAGCCCUCUAAUUAUUCUUCAGAGGUUACUAGUCUUAACGAAAGUGAGUCAGCAUUAGAGCUGCGCCAUCUGAGUGGAUAUCGUGACAUAGAAACAAUAAUGAAAAGACGGCCUGUUUCCGACGACUCUUUUUUUGACUUACCACCAGAAAUGCCUGAAGGAAAUGAAGCAACAGCAAAUGUAGAUUUAGAUAGCUACCUGGGGAACUUGGAACAGGAACAAAGCCAAAGCAAAAGCAGCACUCAUUGCCAUUCAGGAAACUUAUCAUACAAUAGUUCUAUUGCAGAUGAAAAUGUUUUUUACAAAGAUAACGUAUCCAAAGCUGCGCAUUUAGGGUGUCCCACUCAUGUGCGAUGCUCGAGUACACCAGUUGCCCAGACUAGCAGAACAAACACUACCGAUAUUCGCAAGAAAAUUACGUACAAAAAUAUAUCUGAUCAACAAUCUGGAUACACGGGUUCACAAAGCUCAUGUAGCUCUGCCGGGAAAUCACCGAUGUCUUAUUACUGUAAAAGCUAUGAUGAAGAACAAUUGCUAAGUAAAAACUUAAAUGUAGCUGACAAAAUCAAGAAAGUCGAGAGAGAAAAAAUACAAUUAAAAUCUGGAACCGACCCAAAUGUCUCGUCUCCUAUCACCAGUUUCCACAGUAGAGAAAGUUCUACUGAGCACAGUGCACCUUACUAUUAUUCAGAUCUAUCUUCGCAGGAGCACAUUAACAUAUUACCAACAUCACAUUUCCUUAAAAACACUAACAUUCACCGCAAAUUAAAUAAUCAAAGGCGUAGAGGACCUCUGCAUAAGAAAAACGAAAUAUCUCACAUACACAAUCCCAUUCAUAGUAACAGGGUACUUAUGACGGAACAACCUUUCGAGUUAGCAGCUGCUGCUAGGAGUAUUUCCGUAGAAUUUUUGAGCGCAGCUGAUAAGGAUCCUGAAAUAGACAUGAAGAAUAUUUACGAGUCGACUAGUGGCCGGAUAUCUAAGAUACCAGAGACCAUGGGGCUCCUAAGUUAUGCUUGCAAACAUAGUUCCAACAACGAAAGCUCUUCAUCUGAAUCAUGUAAUAGAAAUGUUAUAGCACAAGCAAGCAACUCAGUCAAGGCAAGCUCUACAAGCAUAUCGUCACCAUGCAGCGAAAAUUCAUCUAAUACUGUUUACUACGAUGCUGAAGCAGAUGCAUGCGCGUAUGAAAACUUAUUGUGCCAAGCAGAUAAACUCUGGGAUGAAGAUGCAGUUUGGAGGGAUAACCUAAGAAGAGUGUCUCAUAGACACGCGCGAUCUAUGGAUGACCUUGAUGCUUUGCCGGCGGAAACAACACCAACCCGUCGUAUAAGUGUGGAUACCUGUGCCAUGAAUAGCAUUAAAAGAAUAAAGAAAGAUAAGAAAAUAACAAGAAACGUUACGUAUGUUAACACAGACAUUCAAGAUCAGGUUUUGAGGAGAUUGGAGAAUAACCCCAACUAUCGGAUAGUCUCUGAUAAGGAAGAUAAAGUUGAGGAUGACGACGUUUACGUAAGUCUAGUGGAGAAUACUGAGGUGGUGCAAUCAGACGAGGGUGUUUACGAGCAGCUAGCAGUUGAUUCUUCGGACAAUUCACUAGUCAUCCCUAGUGCACAGAACUAUAGCACAGAAGAGAGGAGAAGACGAAAGUUUGAGAUUGAUAGGGAGAAGCUUAGGCAGUGGGAUUUGAUGUCGAGUGGUCUUAUGAAGGGUGGGAUGGGCGUGCGGGGUGCGGGCGCGAUGGUUGAGGCUCUCUGUAGCACGGACAGUGGGGCCGACACCGCAAGCAUUGAAGGUAUCCUAUAACAAACGGUCCCGUAAGGUACUUACAACCUUCAAUGACAAUGACCGGCGCGAAUCAGGAACAGAACACAAAUAACAUAGCAAACCAACAAGCAUUGUCAAAGAAAGCUUUCCUCGGAAGCAACACAUCAAUCGGACGAACCAACAGGGAUUCCAAUAUACCAGUGCGGGC